GUUAGAUGCUCAUACGUGAUCGCAGGCUCCACCAUUGUUUUAAAGGAAGAUCUAGAUAUAUUUAAGUUAGGUCAGAAGUCUAUUGCUGGAGUAUCACACGCCAUAUCCGUUAGCACAGAACAACUGUCCGAUGAAUUCUACGGAAAUCCAGUAGCUCAAGAAAUCAUUCAUUCAACAGAGAAGUACGACGCAGUCCUAAUGGAGUCAUUUUUUGUCCAAGAACCUGUCUCAGCACUGGUUCACAAAUUCGGUUGCGUGGGCAUUGAAAUAUCCACAUUGGGAGACUCGGCCUGGAUCAACGAAUUUGCAGGCAUUCCACAUAAUCCUGCUUAUCAAGUUGAUUUUAAGUCGGAACUGAGUCAUGAAAUGACCUUCCUGCAGAGGAUUUACAACGUAUACGUGAUCGCUUCCACCCUCUUUGUCAGCUACUACCACAUGUACCCGAUGCAGAGCAUAAUGGACAAGUACUUCAACUACACAGGUUGGGAGACGAGGCCUUCCUUGCAUAACUUAAUGGCCAACAGGAGUCUCAUAUUGGUGAACUCCGAUCCAGUCCUCAGCUACCCAUAUCCGACUGCACCUCAUGUAAAAGAGAUUGCUGGUCUGAAUAUAAAACCAAAUCAGCCUUUGCCCAAGGAUUUGAAGAAGUUUAUGGACGAGGCAAAGCACGGAGUGAUAUACUUUUCUUUCGGAUCGAAUCUCAAAACUUCUGAGAUGCUAAGAGGUGCUGUAGGCAGAGCUUUCAUGGCGGUCUUGGAAAGGAUGCCACAGCGAGUCCUUAUGAAGUGGGAAACAGACAACCGAGAACUAAAAAUUCCUUCUAACGUAAUGACGGCAAAAUGGUUUCCUCAGACGGAUGUCCUAGCGCACAAAAAUUGUAUGUUAUUUAUAACACAUGGAGGUCUUCUCAGUCUGACAGAAACGGUUUACUUUGGCGUACCCAUCAUCGGUAUACCUUUUUUUACCGACCAGUUUAAAAACAUGCUGCAAGCUCAAACUAUGGGAUACGGGUUGAUAAUGAAGUAUAAUAACAUCACGGAAGAGUCAGUGUCAUGGGCACUAAAUGAAAUCACCAAUAAUCCAAGUUACAGAAAUGUCGUAAAGAUGAAGUCGCAGAUGUUCCGAGACAGAAGACACACUGCACAAGAAGAAGCAAUCUAUUGGGUCGAAUUUGCGAUAAAGUACCCCAACGCAUUGCUUCCAAAAUCGGCGUUCAUGUCAUUUUGGGAGAAGAGAAUCUUCGAAGUAGGAACGUUCUCGAUAUUAAGCCUCAUUCUUCUUUAUAUCAUACUAAAGUUCCUGAUAUCCAUCAUGAGAAAAUCUAAUAAUACGUGCGUGAAGAAAGUAAAACGAUCGUAA
This is a messenger RNA of Nezara viridula (southern green stink bug), 1359 nucleotides long. Lineage: Eukaryota; Metazoa; Arthropoda; Insecta; Hemiptera; Pentatomidae. The record is from the annotation of a GenBank genome assembly.